Messenger RNA from Somion occarium, 1394 nucleotides. Lineage: Eukaryota; Fungi; Basidiomycota; Agaricomycetes; Polyporales; Cerrenaceae. The record is from the annotation of a GenBank genome assembly.
AUCCUACCUAGCGCUGCUCCUGCAAUUCACGCUAAACAAAUCGGAACAUGGGGUGCUCACUUUCCAAGCGUACUAACAAACAGGCUGAGUCUUCCCCGUCCAAGCAACUCUACAAGCUUGUUCGCCCUGCAUUGUAUCCUGAUGCCUCUCAACGACCAUCUUUCUAUGCUGCCUAUGCGCGUGCUGCCAGACGAUAUGGCUUCGACGCUGGUCGGUUCUCAGGCUUUGCAAAGAGGAACAAUGUUGUCGUGAAAGUCAAGAGCGUCCACGACAAGGAGACGGACCAUGAAGUGCCGGCCGAGUCUAUACAGAAUGCCUUGAAUACGUUGUACAAGUGAAGAUUGGUACACCCGGCAUAACGCUUAAUCUUGACUUUGACACUGGGUCGUCUGACCUUUGGAUAUGGAGCUCCGAGAUGUCAAAUGCAAAGAAGUUCCCGGGUCAUCACAUAUACGAUCAUGCCAAGUCCUCUACUUCUAAGAAAGCGAAUGGAACAUGGAACAUCUCCUACGGUGAUGGCUCAUCCGCUUCAGGAGAUGUUUACACAGAUGUUGUUACUGUCGCGGAUAUCGCUAUUCCGAAUCAGGCUAUCGAAUUGGCUAAGAAACUGAGUCAGAGCUUCCUCCAGGAUGGUGGUAAUGACGGUUUGUUGGGUCUUGCGUGGGGAGAUAUCAACACCGUGCAGCCGAAGAGAGUGCAGACUCCCGUAGAGAAUAUGAUCUCUAAGAAGCUGAUUGACCAGCAUUUGUUCACGGUCAAGCUGGGAAGAGGAGAUGAAGCCGGAUUCUACUCUUUCGGAUUCAUUGACACGACUGUGACCUCCGACCCCAUCAAAUACACUGAUGUCGAUAAUUCCCAAGGAUUCUGGCAAGUCGCUUCAACGUCCUACACACUGAACGGAAAGUCACACUCUCGUGCUCGCAACACCACUAUUCUCGAUACUGGAACAACACUCUGUCUUGUUGCUGAUGAUGUCGUCGAGGCUAUCUAUGAAUCCAUUGAAGGCGCGAUAUACGAUAACAGUCAGGGUGGUUGGAAGUAUCCAACGAACGCGAAGACUCCAGAAGUUGCAUUCGCAAUUGGCGACACGCUCUACAAGGUUAACGCAGCGGACUUCGGUUACGGUCCUGCUGAUGAGGGCUUCACUUUCGGAGGUAUCCAGAGCCGGGGGGACCUAGAUUUUGACAUUUUCGGUGACGUAUUCCUCAAGAGCGUGUAUGUCGUUUUCAACCAGGGAGAAAAGAAAGUUGGACUAGCCCAGCGGGAUGAUUGAGUUGCUUGAAUCCCUGUUUCAUGAUUUCCUACGCCAUGUACCUAUACCAAAUUCGGACCUCGUUAUCACAUUGCCCAACAAGCUUUUAAUAGUGCAAAUAAGAAAGAACAACAUUGUCCUG